UCCUCCGGCACAUCGGCCCAAAGGAAAGUCUUCAAACCUGUUGCUCUGCGGCGAUUAUAUUCCCUCGGAAAGAUGCUGUGGCCGAGAGAAGGAGGCAGAUUUAUCAGCGAGAGGGCGAAGAACGUCCAGGUGGUUCCCGAAGGAGUUGAGAAAGUGGCGGUGAUGCUGUCAGAGUCGGUGAAGGAAGGCAAGAUGAAUCUGAAGGAGUUUUUGCAGAAUGAUGUACUUCCUGUUGACAAAGGCCUGACAGAGGAGCAGCUACUGAAUUGGACAUUCUUGGUUGACACACUGAACUUCAAUUUCUGGACCCCUGAUGGAGAGCCAAAAUAUACUGUCAGAGACAAAGGAAGGAAGCGAACUGGAUAUAUGGCCAUGGUUGCUGCUAUUAACCGUGCUAUCGAUGAGGGCAAGAAGAUUUAUGAUCCAAAUUACUACUCCAAAUUGACCCUUGAUGACAUUAAACACAUAUUUCGGUCCGAGACCAAGUCUUCUAUGCCACUGUUUGAUGAACGAGUUCGAGUACUCGGUGAAGUGGGCAAAAAGCUGAAUGAGGAAUAUGAAGGAACCUUUCUGAAUGUUCUUAAAAAGGCAGACUGCAGUGCCUUGAAACUAGUGGACAUUGUAACUAGUGAAUUUGAGUGUUUUAGGGAUGUUGCAAAGUAUGAGGGGCAGGAAGUGGCCAUGUUCAAGAGGGCACAGAUUUUGGCGAGUGAUAUCUGGGUCCUCUUUAAGGGAGAGGGCCUAGGAGCAUUCACAGAUAUUGACAAACUGACAAUAUUUGCAGAUUAUAGAGUACCUCAGGCCAUGGCUCAUUUUGGAGUGCUGAAGUACUCUCCUUCCCUGGAGGAGAAGCUGAAGAAGCAACACAUCUUUCAGAGUGGAGAGCAAGAAGAGGUUGAGAUCCGAGGCUGCUCCAUCCAUGCUGCAGAGCUGAUUGUAGAAAGGAUGAAAGAUCUCUUAUCACAGUCAGGUUGUUCUGCAUCAAUUAAUAGUGCUAAGGUUGAUUUCUUCCUCUGGGACUAUCGGCUGACAAAUGCGGCUGCACUGGAGAGUGUGCCUUACCAUAGAGUCAGAUGCAUUUAUUAUUAGAGAGGUUUUUAAAGGAAGUUUGUUGAAUGGUGUGGUGAUUGGCACAAUUGUAAUUGGAGUACAACUUACAGCCACCAGUUUUAAUACUUUUACGUUCAUGAUACCAUUCAAGAGUUUCCAUAAUCAACUUGCCAAACAAUUAAAAACAGUGUAUGUAUUUUUUUUAUGUACAUGAGGAAGUAUAAGGUGUAUAAAAUAUUUUUAUAUAUGCAAUAGCAAAUCUAUGGUUAAGUUGGAAAAUAAAGUUUGUUAGUGAGUUGUAUUGUUGUCCAAGUGUUGGUGUCUGGGCUAGUCAAAGCAGUAACAAUUAUGAAAAUAUAAUAAAUGUGAAAUUGUCAUAUCAGAUUGUCUGCAUGCAGAGGGGGCAACCCCAUCAACAGGCAAAUUGCUUGCUUGUGCCAGAGCAGUACCUGCAGGCACUGCUCAAGUAUGGGGAUGGGCUUUUAGGUGUUAUCU
Messenger RNA from Penaeus indicus, 1545 nucleotides. Its product is annotated as queuosine 5'-phosphate N-glycosylase/hydrolase-like. The record is from RefSeq and is a predicted model, not a curated record. Bases 73 to 1089 code for a protein of 338 amino acids. The transcript is spliced from 4 exons. Lineage: Eukaryota; Metazoa; Arthropoda; Malacostraca; Decapoda; Penaeidae.